UUUUUCACGAACUUUUAUUUAUAACCACAACUCAAAGUCUAAAAUUCACAUUCAUAAGAGAAAAUUGUGAAUUGAACUUACAUAAAAAAAAAAGAUGGAAGCAAAGAAAGUAUAUGAGGUGACACUAAAUUCAGGAAAAAAGAUGCCAAUGAUAGGACUAGGAACUGCAACAGCACCUCUUCCAUCAAAUGAAGCUCUUAUUUCAAUUUUGGUUGAUGCAAUUGAAAUUGGUUAUAGACAUUUUGAUACUGCUGCUGUAUAUGGUAGUGAAGAAUCUCUAGGAAAAGCUAUUUCAAAGGCUUUAGAGUUAGGCCUUAUCAAAAAUAGAGAUGAAGUUUUCAUUACUUCCAAGUUAUGGUGUACUCAUGCUCACCCUAAUCUUGUUCUUCCAGCUCUCAAAACAACUCUCAAAAAACUUGGGUUGGAGUAUGUUGAUCUCUACUUGAUUCAUUGGCCAGUGAGGUUGAGACAAGAUGUUGUAGGCUUUAACUACACAGGUGAAGAUGUGAUUCCUUUUGACAUAAAAGGAACAUGGAAAGCUAUGGAAGAUUGUAAUAAAUUAGGCUUAGCUAAGUCUAUUGGUGUUAGCAACUUUGGCAUCAAAAAGCUUUCUCUAAUCUUAGAAAAUGGCACCAUUCCUCCUGCAGUUAAUCAGGUGCAAUUGAAUCCAUCAUGGCAACAAGGGAAACUGAAGGAUUUUUGCAAGCAAAAAGGAAUUCAUAUGAGUGCAUGGUCACCAUUAGGAGGAUACAAAGUUUUUUGGGGUUCUAAUGUUGUCAUGGAGAAUCCAAUUCUUCAUGAAAUUGCUGAGGCUAGAAAUAAGACUAUAGCUCAGAUAGCACUAAGAUGGAUACUUGAGCAAGGGACAAGUGCAAUUGUGAAAAGCUUCAACAAAGAAAGGAUGAAACAAAACCUUGAAAUAUUUGAUUGGGAAUUGAGCCAAGAGGAAUUGGACAAAAUCAAUAAGAUUCCACAAUGCAUACCUUACAAUGCAGAAAUGUUUGUAUCCAAAAAUGGACCUUACAAAUCCUUGGAAGAGUUAUUUGAAUAAACAAUUUAAUUAAACAUUUAUUAUACUAGUAUUUAUGUAUAAGAUGUUUUGAUUAAGUUGUUAAAAUUAUGUACUCCUUUUAUGUAUAAUACUAUUGAGAGAUGAGAGAAAAUCAUAAUUAGAGAAAAAAAAGUAAAGUAGUGUUUGGCUUUACAGUGAAAAA
Cicer arietinum (chickpea) is the source of this 1214-nucleotide messenger RNA. RefSeq names its product methylecgonone reductase-like. Gene Ontology annotation, molecular function: oxidoreductase activity, acting on the CH-OH group of donors, NAD or NADP as acceptor. Lineage: Eukaryota; Viridiplantae; Streptophyta; Magnoliopsida; Fabales; Fabaceae. The record is from RefSeq and is a predicted model, not a curated record.